CACACACACAGAGCGAGAGGCAGGCGGGGAUUCCGAGCGGGAGCACUUCAGCGCUGACUUGAACAGAGUAAGGACUGCUUAUGGACUGACACACCGCCGGAGCGGACGGCUUUCACACCUGACGCCUCGGAGACACGAAGCGCGGAUUCCAUACGCAGGUUCUUGUGCGGCCCAGUCUGAGAGCACGAGAGCAGAACGACGACGACACGGAGCCUUCGGGACCUUGUGACAGACAUUCAAAGUAUUCACUGGCAUGGAACAUUUCACUGGGGUAGCGAAGAGGAUUUGCUGACUCCUCCGGGUUGUGCGUCUGUGCUCAAAACAUCGGCUUGUCUCAGAAACACAGAAAGGAAUUCCAUCUGGAUCUCAGUGUGAUGGAAAUUGUAACAUCCAGCGCUGCAGUUUGUAAAACUUAAAAAAAGAAAAUAAAGAGAAGCGUCGUCUCCGUCUUUAGGAAUUAGGACUUUUCAUCUAUGGCACAACAUUCGAUAAGACAUCUUCAGUAGUCAUCAACUACCACACAAGGGCUGCCUACUAUUGAACAUGACUCAUGGGGAGGAACCUGGCCCUGAGACACACCAGGAUUCUGCUGUUUUAACGUAUCUGGAAGGUUUACUAAUGCAUCCGGUUGCAUCUGGGCCUGGUGCCACGGCAACAAGAAGACCGGAGGCUGGCAGCAACAAUGGCGAGGCAGGAAACCAAGGGACCAGGGGCAUUCAGCUACCUAAUCACGGCUCUAGCCCGCCAGAAAAAGGAAGCCCUGCAGGGGCGGCCUCUCAGCAUCGUAAAAAGGCCAGAUUGUUGCGUUCAGGAACCUGGAGUGAGAUAGACAACCAGAAAAAAGACAUUGCUCCUGUGCAGGUAAACGGACAGGGCAGAGAACAUCAUAAAAUAAAUCUGGACAGUUCCGCACAGGGAGAGAGCACACUGCUGGCUUCUCUGCUCCAGUCCUUCAGCUCACGCCUGCAGACGGUGGCCAUGUCACAGACUAUAACUCAGAGCCAAAAACAGCUAGAUGGUGAGAGCAGUGACACAUCACCUACUGACAAGGACACCUUACAGGGCUACUGUACAGCUUCAAGCCGCCUAAAAGGCCUGAUAAGGAAAAACAAGCAGCAGAGCCACAACACUGUGCCUUACAGUCGGCGCAGCAGCCAAGACCGACGCUCUGAGUCUCCUCGUUCAUCACAGAGCUCGGUGCCUGACAGUGUAUCCUGUGCAGAGAGAUUGAAGGCUGUAGCCAGUCUAGUGAAAAGCAGGUCCAGUCCUGCUCCUUCUCCUAAACCUAGCGUGGCCUGCAGUCAGUUAGCAUUGCUGCUUUCCAGUGAAGCCCAUCUGCAGCAAUACUCUCAAGAACAGGCCUUAAAAGCACAACUGUGUGGCCGAUCAGCCAGUGAAAGACUGGCAGCCAUGGCUACACAGCGAACUAUAGACAGCAGACCACCCAGCAUGGGAGAGUCUGUGUUUGCUCCAGACAUGUUAAGCCCUUUUAAUACCCUAAACGGAACACUCCCUUCACCCACAUUAAAUUCCAGCCCCUCUUUGAGUCUAGGCCAAAGCGCACCCACCAGCUCCCCUCGACCCUCUCCUAACAUCCCUAAAGAAAAGCGUCCGUUUGACAGACAGAGCAGCCGCCCCCCACAGAACUGCAGCAGCUUGCUUCUGCUCCUCCUCAAUAACCACAACUCUCAAAAGCAUCUUACAAAGAACGGCCACCUGGAAGAUGACUUCACCUCCCCUCCCAGCCAAGCUUCCUCUCAUCAGUCUGACAGCGAGUAUUCCAACCCGGAAAACAGCUUGACCAAAGACAGUAGUGACGCAGAGAGCUGCUACUCCAGCUGCUCCCCUAUUGACCUCUCCAUGAGGAGAAGAGUUUUCAGCCAAAAGUCAGAGCCCCCCUCUACAGCGACAUCUUUAGACAAACUCACAGAAACGCUCAUAAGCAAGUGGAAGUCGGAGACCCUAGGGGCAAAGGUCCCUGAAGCCAAGGAGCUGGAAAUGAGCCCAGACAUGACAUCCCAUCAUCAUAGGGUUACCCUCAUGCAGUUGCUGUUAGAUCGCAGAAAUAGUGAGAUGGUAAACAAAAUUGCGCCUCAUAACGAUUUACAGGAUGAUGCAACCCUUCAGAGUAUGACCGGAAGCCCACUGAAACGGCUAGAGGAGAGCAGAACACCGAACCAUUUUGACCGGCUAAUGGAAAGAGGGCUGUCCGUAUCCUCUUUCAGCGGAGAUGCAAGCAACACUCCUUCUCCUUACUCUUAUUCUUCACCCCUUGUUCAGUCCAAUCCUCUGGACCUGUGUAAAUCUAAACAGCACAUUAGUGAAAAGAUAAUGGAACCUGCAUUCACAGCCAGUAAGCUAUUACAAAAUCUGGCUCAGUGCGGUAUGCAGGAUGUUUCCCCCUCACCCCCUCUGCAAGCCUGUAGGCCACUGAGCAAAGAGCAAAGCCUGGAGCCUGAGCUAGACAGAUCUCAGACUCUCCUGGACAGAGUUGCUGCUCCGAUAAAAAGAAACCAAACCCCUUUAUUUGAACCAACCCCUGCUUCUUUCUCACCCUUUUCUGGACGCGAACUCUCACCUCCGGCAUCGACACAAAUUGAAAACCUCCUGGAGAGACGGACUGUAUUGCAGCUGCUACUUGGCACUGCUUCUCACAAAGAGAAAUCCACAGGGAGAAGAAGCACAGAGGUGGUUAUGGGAGUCCACGAAAAGCCUCCAGGGACUUAUCUUCUAUCUGACAGCUCAAACGGGCCUUUACUGAACGUUGUGGUCAAAUCGGAGCCAAGAGACGAGGGUCUUCUCUCAGAUAGCUCUGACGAUACUGGGCGCCACUGGAGAAUUAGGCAGGAAAGUCACAGCCCUGUCAUUGAAGCACACAGCAACGUUAAAGACGAAACAAAAUACGGACUUCUUAGCCAGCUCUUGAAACAGAAAACAACUACCUAUCAUUCGAGUCCACGCACAGAACAGAUUGUGAGCACAGUGAAAGAGGAGCAACAGGAUUAUCAGGUGCCUCUUCCUAAAAAGAGAAAACUUUGCUUGGAGUUAGCUGAACACCUCAGUAAAGAACUUUGCCAGAGACCGGUGGAUACUGUGAGUGAGCAUGCGGGGUCUGGAACAACUGAGGCCCACAAGAGCAGAAUGCUGCCAAGUCCGAAAGAAGAUGAUUUGUUCGGCAAGAGUGCUACGAGGAAAACUCCCUCGAGAGACAGUCAAAGCUUCAAUGUUUUGAAGCAGCUCCUUUUGUCAGACAACUGUCUGAAGGAGAUAUCUCAGCCCCAGGGGAUCCCUAGUCCUUUACUCCCUCAGACAAACGGCAAAGCCAACGGGAACUUCAGUCAGUCUGGUUACAAUCACGAACUUGUGAACUUUCCAUGGUUCCCCCAGACUCUUAACUCAGGGCCUGGUCGUUUUAAUCCAGUCUCCUCCCCACCAGGGAACAACAUCCAGGCUUUCACGUGGGAUAAGGGCUCCUCGCCAAGACCUAGUCCAAAAUCUGUGAAAAAGGAAUCUGAAAGCUCACCAAGGUGGACACUUGCUGGGGAGGACAAAUGUGACUCAAGCGCUAAUUCCCCACCUCUUAUGAGGUCUAAUCCUAUAUUGUACUAUAUGCUCCAGAAGAGGAACAGUGAGCUGAGAAAAGAAGUGGAGGAUCAUGCGCAGAGGACGCACUGCGGCGCCAGGGUGAAGGUAGAGCCGCGUGACGAAGAUCGUUACCGCGAUGCCAGACUGACUAUGAUUUCUCCGAUUCAGAUACACAGGCAAGGCAACGGACGCGAACGUCUUAGCGGACUCUUAGAAAAACCGUAGAUCCGAACUGCCAAAGAACGAGACUGAAACAUUUUAAAUCACACCUUGAAUGAAUGCAAGUUCGAUUUUUGUUUUAAAAAAAGAGCAAACUAUGUAAACCUGACUACUUCUUUUUUUUCAUUUGUUUCUGUAACGACUGUGACAUUACACAUCACAGACUGAGUGUGUUAAGUUUACGUAAUUCGAUGCGUCACGUUUCUUUCCAGCCCGUACAUCGUUUUUUCCGAAGUUCUUCAAAGUCUUUAUAUAUAUAUAUAUAUAUAUAUAUAUAUAUAUAUAUAGACUUUAUAUAUAAAAAGUUACAGCUACAUUUAAUUUUAUAUUUGCUUCCCGCAUAUUUUUUCGAAAGCACAAACGUUAUAUUAAAGCGCACACGUGCCAUAAGAGCGUCAAAUUUUUACAAUAAAGGAUAAUGGAAAUAAUCGAACGAUCAGGUACGUCUCGUUAUCCUACCUGAAAGAUUGUGCCACAGACUCCAUUUCAGUAGAAAUGACAGUGAUAUCAUCACACACACUGAAUUAAUUUAAUAUUUACAUCAUAGGUGUUGUUGGGUGUUUGGCAUGAAUAAAUAUAACUCUAAAUAAUUUUUAGCUGUCUUAAAGAAAAAACAACAACAACCUUUUUACAGUUUUGUAUCGUUUCUUGUUUUGUACUUUAUAUACACCAACAUGUAGCAGUGUCAAGUAUAUAAAUUUUGCCCCCAAAGAUGUGAGUACAUGUUUAUGAACUGAAAGCUUCCUGUUAUUGUUUGACUCAAGAAGGACAGCACGUGAAGCUAAGAGUCUACUGUGAAAAAGAAAAUCCAUUGUCUAAUUAAAUAUGAUCAGCGACAACGACAAAAAAAUGUACUAAAUACAAACUAUUUUAUUCCUUGCUCUGUGUGUAGAUACAUUCAGAUUUGAUAAAUUUGUGUAAAUAGUUCUUUCAUGAUGAAAUAUUACUAUUUUGUAUUGUUGAAAAAGCCCUAGUUUUUAUCGUCCUGGAUUGUAAAUACAAUAUCUGUCUAAUAAUGUACAUACGAUUACCGAUGAACUAAAAAUUUUCUUGUUGUUUUUUUUCUUGUUUUAUUAAUUUCUUUUUUGCAUGUCUCUAUGUUGUGAGCUAGCGAUAAUCUUUGGAGCUUUGUCCUGCAAGCCGUCGUGUCACGUCUGAUCUCUACUCUGCUGCCUGUUGCAUGCACAUGCAUGGGAAGCACUUGCGUAUCACUACCUGGAAUUGGAAAUGUCAAGUCUUAAAGAUUUUUUUAUUAUAUAUAUAUUUUUCCUUUUCCUAAUCACUAAUAGAUGGCGAUUCAAAGCCUCGAAUUUGACGAGGUGAAAUUAAUAACGUUAUCGGUUUGUAUUUUUAGUUUUUCUUCGUGUGGAUUCCUGUUCUGUUACUCGUUAUAACGUUUCUCUAAGUUGGAUUGACGUCAUGAAAUGCAUCUGUAGCAACAACCACAACACAAAAAAAAAUUUCAUUUAUGAUACAACUUGUGACACCUAUGAUGUUUUACUUUUUUAUUAUUAUUAUUAUUAUUAUUAUUAUUAUUACUUUCUGGUGUUUAUUUGCACUGAUAUGAAUAAAUAUUGAA
Clarias gariepinus (North African catfish) is the source of this 5383-nucleotide messenger RNA. It is a transcript of the gene nrip1b, whose product is annotated as nuclear receptor interacting protein 1b. Gene Ontology annotation, cellular component: nucleus. The record is from RefSeq and is a predicted model, not a curated record. Gene Ontology annotation, biological process: regulation of transcription by RNA polymerase II. The coding region runs from base 544 to 3810 and encodes 1088 amino acids. NCBI's taxonomy places the organism in Eukaryota, Metazoa, Chordata, Actinopteri, Siluriformes, Clariidae. The transcript has 2 exons. Gene Ontology annotation, molecular function: signaling receptor binding; transcription coregulator activity.